AUGCCGGAGCCGCCCUAUCCCUUGCACCCCUCGGUCGUCGACCGCAUCAACCCCGAGUACAAGGACUUUUACAACAAGUUCGUCUUUGACAAGCAAGUUGUUCACCACCAGCCCAUCUCCGCGUCUCGUGCAAGCGGUACUCUGAUCCCCGGAGCGGGUCCCAAGCUCGAGGUCGCCAGCUCAGAGGAUUUCACCAUUUCGAGGAAAGAAACCAGCGGACCUGACAUCCUCCUGCGGGCUUUCACGCCGCUGGGAGAAAGACCGACCAAGGGAUGGCCACUAUGCUUUUGGUUCCACGGCGGCGGCUGGGUCUUGGGCAACAUUGACACGGAGAAUGUCAUCGCCUCGCACCUCUGCAACCGGGCGAAAAGCGUUGUAAUUUGCGUAGACUAUAGACUGGCACCAGAGAAUCCUUUCCCUGCGGCCGUCGACGACUGCUGGGAAUCUGUCCUCUGGGCCAUCUCCACAGCCGGCACCGAAAAGCUCAACCUCGACAUCUCGCGCAUCGCGAUCGGAGGCUCAUCAGCAGGCGCAAACCUCACAGCCAUCAUCUGCCAGCGUGCAACAAAGCGUCCGGACUUCCCGACCGUAGCAACACAGCUGCUAUCCGUCCCCGUUGCAGACAACACCGCCACAGUCGACUCGACGAAACCAGAGCACGCAUCCUGGAUGGAGAACGAGUUCACGCCCGCCUUGCCAGCGGAGAAGAUGAUGUGGUAUCGUUACCAUUACCUCCCCGACAGAGAAACUUGGGCGGACCCCGAGGCCAGCCCGCUUCUGUGGGAAGGCGAGUGGUCCAAGUUGCCUCCUGCUGUCGUGGUAGUCGGCGAACUUGAUGUUUUGAGGAGCGAGGGCGAGGCUAUUGGGAAGAAGCUCCAGGGUGCGGGCGUUAAAACGGAUGUGCAUAUUAUGAAGGGGCAGCCGCAUCCGUUCAUUGCGAUGGAUGAGGCGUUGGAAGAUGGCAGGAGGGCCAUCACGUACUUUUGCGACAAGCUUAUAGAGCUGCUGUGA
Messenger RNA from Colletotrichum fioriniae, 1011 nucleotides. RefSeq lists its product as uncharacterized. Gene Ontology annotation, molecular function: hydrolase activity. NCBI's taxonomy places the organism in Eukaryota, Fungi, Ascomycota, Sordariomycetes, Glomerellales, Glomerellaceae. The record is from RefSeq and is a predicted model, not a curated record.